Molecule: messenger RNA, 1249 nt
Organism: Clarias gariepinus (North African catfish)
Lineage: Eukaryota; Metazoa; Chordata; Actinopteri; Siluriformes; Clariidae
Gene: rnf41l
Product: ring finger protein 41, like
Exons: 8
Coding region: 177-1082 (301 amino acids)
Biological process (GO): protein K63-linked ubiquitination; positive regulation of JNK cascade; tumor necrosis factor-mediated signaling pathway
Cellular component (GO): plasma membrane signaling receptor complex
Source: RefSeq, a predicted model, not a curated record
CCCAGAAUGGGAAAGAGACUCCCAGCGGGAUUUCGGCAGAGCCUAUCAGGGACGUUUGGGUAUUUGUACUGCAGAGCUGGCAGCCAUGCUGUUUCUAAGGCAACCCAAAGCAUACCCUUGUUGGUCUUGUAAUAAGAACAGAGUGUGAAACAGAAAGACAGACCUGGUCUGACAGCAUGGGCUAUGACGUGGAGCGUUUCGUGGGCUACGUGAACGAAGGCUUGCUGUGCUGUGUGUGUCGAGACGUGUUGGAAGACCCUCUGCAGGCUCCAUGUGAGCAUGCUUUCUGCAAUACCUGCAUUCAUGCUUGGCUCGUGAACCAUCAGAACUGCCCUGAGGAUCGGCUUCCCCUUAGCAUCAGUAACCUGCGGCCCCUCUAUAGAUAUAUGCGAAAUGACUUGGCACGGCUCCAAGUAAAGUGCAUUUAUCGCUCACAAGGAUGUGAGGUCAUCUGUGCAUUGGAGUCCAUACAUCGGCAUGAGGAACAGUGUGACUUUGCUCUGUUCAAUUGUAGCAAUGCUGGUGAGGAGUACUUGUGUUACCGCUGUGAUUGUCCAGUGCAAGUGUCUCAGCAUUCUCUGGAAGCACACCUGUGUGUUUGUGAGUACCGCAGCAGAGUGUGUGCAAAUGGGUGUGGAUACACACUAUCAAAGGCCAACGAGGCUCAACACAACUGCAUCUCUGAACUCCGAGCUGAGCUGGACAUGCUGAGGACUGAAUUGAAUUGUAAGGUUGAGGAAGUGAGACGUGAGAUGGAGUCCCGACUGACUUCUCAGAGAAGGCACAUGGUACAAAAAGAGAACCUGCUGAAAAACGAGGUGGAUGAGCUCAAGGGCCAACUGUCCCGUGUGGUGUCGGACGUGUGUGCUUUAUUAGGAGCAGAGCGAACUCGCAGGCAGGAGCUAGAGAAGGCGGAGCUUGAGAAAGCCGAGCUUCUGGAACGUCUGAAGCAUAAGGUUCUUAAACCAGGCACGGCUGCUCAGACGGUGAUGCGUUAUGACGAGGAGCACCGUAAGCAAAACCCACACAGCCUAACGUUAGACUGCCACAAGAAGAAGAGCAGAGAUGUCACGGUUCUCUGAAAACCAACACAGGGUCUGUUAACUGCCAAAUCCUACUGGUGCAGAUCCAUGCUGCUAAUGAACUACAGAUCAACACUUUUAUAGCAUUUUACCACAAAAAUAUAAGAUGUUUAUUAUACGAGCAGUUUUAUAAAUGUCUAAAGAUUUUCAAAUAAAUAUUAAAUGAU